Sipha flava (yellow sugarcane aphid) is the source of this 733-nucleotide messenger RNA. Its product is annotated as cuticle protein 7-like. The transcript is spliced from 2 exons. Gene Ontology annotation, cellular component: extracellular matrix. The record is from RefSeq and is a predicted model, not a curated record. The coding region runs from base 98 to 529 and encodes 143 amino acids. Lineage: Eukaryota; Metazoa; Arthropoda; Insecta; Hemiptera; Aphididae.
CAACACUCUUUGGAAUCGUCACCAGUGUUUAUCGUCGUGUAAAAACGAGUUUUCUUUCAGUAAACCUAAACUACGCAGAACAAGUUUCAAAUCAAAAAUGGCAGCAAAGAUCAUCUUCCUAGCCGCCUAUGUGUCCGUCGCCUUGGCCCAGUACGCCGCGCCCGCGGCCUUCUACAAACCGGCGUACAGCCCGGCCCCGGUGUACGCUGCUUACAAGCCGUACGCGGUCGCUGAGCCCGCUUACCCGCCGGCCCCAUACAACUUCGAGUACGCCGUGAACGACUAUCAGACUGGUGACGUGAAGAGCCAAGCCGAGGCCAGCGACGGUAAGACGGUGAAGGGUUACUAUAGCCUGGUCGAGCCGGACGGCACCAAGAGGAUCGUCGAGUACACGGCCGACGACUACGGGUUCAACGCGGUCGUCAAGAAGGAGGGCAGCCCCGUCGCGUACGCCGCCCCAGCAUACAGGUCGAUCGCCGCCGCACCGGUGUACAGGCCGAUCGCCGCCACGUAUAAACGGGCAUACUAAUGUCGUGAGAACGACAGAACAAUCCGACUAACAUCACAUCAUCAUAUCGGUAUCGUCGGCAGUUACGUCAAUCCGACAGCCACCACCGCCACCGACGCCGAAUCAUUCUCAUCCGUCAACCGACUCGUUAUGCUAUCAUUGCGUUAUCACGCGCGUCACCUGUUGCAUUAGUUUUAUGAAUAAAGUACGUGUACAUUUACUACA